Messenger RNA from Dermacentor silvarum, 2199 nucleotides. RefSeq names its product endothelin-converting enzyme 2. Gene Ontology annotation, biological process: protein processing. Gene Ontology annotation, molecular function: metalloendopeptidase activity. The record is from RefSeq and is a predicted model, not a curated record. Bases 1 to 2199 code for a protein of 732 amino acids. Gene Ontology annotation, cellular component: plasma membrane. The transcript is spliced from 3 exons. Lineage: Eukaryota; Metazoa; Arthropoda; Arachnida; Ixodida; Ixodidae.
AUGACAUCCAGUGUGAUCCCUGUCUCGGACGGAUCCUUAGAGAAGGCCCCCGGUCCGCUUCCGGCACCAAGCACCGCUACAGGACAAGCGGCAGGGGCGCAAGAGGGCAACCCUGAAGGAGGCACGGUGACCGAGGGUCCACCGGUUAGUCGAACAGGCCUCAUGGCGGCCGCUACAACUAUCGAGGUGCGGACGACGGUGCUUGAAGCAGACCAGAAGGGUCUCAAAGUGGCACAACCGACCAUGCAGACCGCGAACACCACGAGGCGCCAGCGUCCCAGGGCCUCUCUAGCUGUGUCCCCGGAGCUGGAAGAAUCCUUCUACAAGAGAAUGGCAGUCAUCAAGAACUACACCGACGACAAGAUCUGCGACACACACGACUGCUUCGUGCACGCGAGUCUCCUCAAGGCCAGCCUCAACCUGAGCGUCGACCCGUGCCACGACUUCUCGGCUUUCGUCUGCUCGAGCUGGGCCAUGAAGCAGACGCAGUUUCGCGAGAAAGUCACCACGGUCAUGGACAACCUGCGCUACUCCUGGUACCGGCACUUCGGCGGCACUUUGCGGCGUGGCUCGCUCAAACUCCCCGUAGGCAAAAAGCCGCUGGCGAUGUACGAAAUGUGUUUGGCCGGUUCAUCGUCGACCAACGGUGCUCCGUUGAUGUACAAAUUUGUGCGCAAUCAGCUCACCAAAUGGAACAUUUCGAAUGAAGACGUUUCGGCAGUAAGCUUGGCUGUACUGCUUGCCUACAAGUGGCAGGCACCCUUAUGGCUCGCCGUCACCAUACUUGAUGGCCAUCGAUCAUCGAGCGGGAGGCGGCGUGUUGCGGUCAGGCCCGGCGCCUACCUUCCCAUAAUCCUGACACAACACCGCGUCGUGGCAGGCGCUUACAUCCAGUACAUGAAGUCGUUCCUAGCGGCUUACCUUCCACAUGACGCUGCCUUGGCCUGGACUGAUGACGAAAUCAAUGCUAUUCGCGCAAUGGAGGGAGACGUGAUCGGCCAGUUGAGCUCGGUGCGCGACCAGAAGAAACCUGCUCUGCUCAGCUUCGGUGAAUUCGACGCGAUGAUGCCCAACGAAGGCGGCUUGUGGCGUAACUUUCAGAAAGCCCUUACGCUGCAGCCGCAGCUGACGCGACAAGACGAAGUCAUUCUAAGCGACCUUCGCUUUUUCGAGAUUCUAGCCAGACUCGUGGCCACGUAUGGGGACACGAAGUUGAAAUUUCUCCUCACGUGGCAGUUUAUGCAGCUGUACGCUCCGCUCGGCGACCUCAGCCUCUUGACGAUUCGCUACGGAAGCAAGUCGAGGGCGGAGACCUACCGUCCUGCGUUCUGUGCCCACCACGUGGAGGCCUCGUUCAAGGUCCUCGUGCUCUCUCUUGCUGUCGCUGCGAGCUUCACUGAUGAACAGUGCGAUCACAUCGAUGCGCUCUUCGACGGUCUCGUCUCCGCGGCUCUAAGGAAAGUGAACAGCUCCACCUGGCUGGCCGAAGAAAACAAAGUGCGCUUGGCCCACAAGCUGGCACUGGUUAACAAAUGGAUGUGGCCACCGCAGUCGCUUCUGGCUGAAGAUGCCUUGGAGAAGAUAUACGCAGACGUCUCCGAAAAUGAAACAUCGAUCGUUGAGUUUUGGAUUAAGACGCGCAGGAUCAUGGGCAAGGUGAACGAGACUACGGACUACAACGAUGCGUCACGCCUGCUCGGCAACAACUUCCCGUUGUACAUUGACUACGACUACGUUUUCAACAGCGUUAAUGUGGCCACUGGUGUCGCUGCCGCUCCGGCUUACUACAGGAACGGAACGGCCGCCAUGUUCUACGGCGGCCUCGGUUUCCUCAUGGCCAUGCAGCUGGUCAGGUCAAUCGACGAAGAAGGGCUCCAAUGGAAGGCCGCCGAAUCAAUUGUCGACUCCAUUUUGUCGCAUUCCAGUCGCCCCGCCUAUGAAGAAAAAGUCCGCUGCCUCAAUGAAUCCGGGUCAAGGAGCGUAUUUCCGGAAAUACCCGCACUCGAAAUCGCCAUGUCCGCCUUCGAAGAAACAACUCUUGGGGGCGAGGGAGAACAUCUUGCACUGAGCCCAGAUCUGCCAGAAGGGAAAGUUUUCUUCUUAACGAUCUGCUACAUGACGUGCGGAGCACCCGGCCACUCGAGCCCUAUGGCCGCCGACUGCAACAAGCUGGUAUGCGUACGAGGUGGUGUGCGAUGA